AUGGCGAGAGGUGCAAAUAAAACCAGAUAUAAUGAUGAGAAUGCUCAUCAAAGACAGGAAUCAGUAGAGGAAGCUGUUUUCAAGUAUGUUGGCGUUGGCCUUCGUGAUAACGAUGAUGAGGUAAGAUCACAACAGGACCUUAAAGAACAAGAGGAAGAACAUGAACAUCAAAAGGAACGUCAACAAGAACAGGAAGAGGAGGAAGCGGAAGAUGAUGCUAAAGUAAAAGAUGGUGACGAAAAUGAAAAAUCAAAGAAUACUGCUAAUGGUGAUGACGACAAUGAUGGAGAAAAUAGAGAAAACGAUAAUAACGAAAAUGAAAAUAAAAGUGAUAGACGCAACUCGACUACUGCUGAUGCCGCGGUUGCUGCAGUUGAAGAGGAAAUGCAAUGGCUAUUACAACAUGCUGAUAUCAACAACUCACAAAAUAACCAGCAAACAUCAGAUGGAAAUGAUCCUACUUCUCGUGAACCUCACGCAGUAGCAAUUGCUGCAGUAGCCAAUGCAUUAGCGGCUGCUCACAACAACAGAUCACAAAAAAGAUCUUACAGAUUGGCUAAUAGAGAGAAUGAAGAACCUAUAAAUGGAGAAAACAGAGGAAAAGAAGAUAAACAUAAUGACGGUGCAAAGAAUGCCAAGAAAAAUAAGGAAACUAGAUUUCAUGAUAAUAAUACAAGCAAAAAUAUCAAUGACAGACCUUCUAAAAAAUCCAAGGUUAUAAAAGAUAAAAAGAAUGAAGUUGCAGUAGAUCCAGAAUUGGCUACUUUGGAUGAUGAUACUGAGAAUCAUGAUCACCACGAUGUAGAUGUUUCUGAGCAUGAUCAAUUAGUAAGAAAGGCCAUCAUUGAUUCUGACUCAAUUACUCAACAUCCAGACUUCCAACAGUAUUUAAAUACAGAUGACGAUUACAAAGAAAGUAAACUUGCCAAAAGAAUGCUACAUGAAGCUGAACAAGUAGCAUCAGCCGAAGAUAAUGCCAAAACUUACGCUGAUUUACAAAAAUCUGCUAAUUUAGAUGAAAAUAACGAAACAGAAAACGGUGAGAAUAGACAGGCACAAAAAGCUGAAUUCCGUGAGCUAUUGCCAAAGGUUCAUAAUACAAAUAAUAGGGCAUUAGUAAUAGACGUUUCACACCUGGUUCAAUCGGCAGCAACAAAAGCUUCUGCAAGCAUAGUGGCCACAACAUCUCAAGCUAGUGGUAAAUCGUUUGAUGCAGCAGAAGAAGCCGCCUUAGAGCAGUUCAUUAAUGAAUACCAAAAAAUCAAAGAUUUAAGCAGAAAAGAAAUAUGUCAAAGAAUUUGGAGCAAUGAGCGUCGUAAGGAUGACUUUUGGGUAAAUAUCUGUAAGGUUUUACCUUACAGGACAAGAUCAUCAAUUUACAAACAUGUUCGUAGAAAGUAUCACAUCUUCGAACAACGUGGUAAAUGGACUCCACAAGAGGAAAGUGAAUUAGCUAGGCUAUGUGUCGAAAAGGAAGGACAGUGGUCAGAAAUUGGUAAGGCAUUGGGAAGAAUGCCUGAGGAUUGUAGAGAUCGCUGGAGAAAUUAUGUAAAAUGUGGUGAUAAGAGAUCAUCACAUAAGUGGACAACUGAAGAAGAAGAGUUAUUAAAGAAGGUGAUAAGUGAAAUGUUAAGUGAAGCCGAAAUAGCGAAUAAUGAAAACGAGUCUUAUGACAGAAAAGACGAAUUUGAUGAUAUUACAGAUAUGUCUAAAAAGGAAGAACGUCAUAAGACAUUCAAGGAUAUCAUAAAUUGGACUAUUGUUAGUGAACGUAUGGGAGGUAAAAGAUCUCGUAUCCAAUGUCGUUAUAAAUGGAAUAAGUUGAUGAAGAAGCAGGCAAUGGAUAAAAUAGAAACCAUAACAGAUAAUGACAAAAAAUGGAUACUAGGAAAAUUAAGAGAUUUAGGAUUUACAGAAGAUUCUCAAGUCGAUUGGGAUGACUUAGCCAUGUUAAAAGUAACCGGUUUAUCUCUAAGUGGCGCUGAAUUAAAACUCUGUUACGAAAAGAUGAGAGGCAAAAUAAAGAAUGCAAAGUCUAAAACUAUAAAUGAAAUUUCUAAAGAAUUAUUAACAACAUUUGAUGCAUGA
Molecule: messenger RNA, 2088 nt
Organism: Vanderwaltozyma polyspora DSM 70294
Lineage: Eukaryota; Fungi; Ascomycota; Saccharomycetes; Saccharomycetales; Saccharomycetaceae
Exons: 1
Coding region: 1-2088 (695 amino acids)
Biological process (GO): regulation of DNA-templated transcription
Cellular component (GO): nucleus
Molecular function (GO): transcription cis-regulatory region binding; DNA-binding transcription factor activity
Source: RefSeq, a predicted model, not a curated record